Jatropha curcas is the source of this 1462-nucleotide messenger RNA. It is a transcript of the gene EXPA1, whose product is annotated as expansin A1. Lineage: Eukaryota; Viridiplantae; Streptophyta; Magnoliopsida; Malpighiales; Euphorbiaceae. Gene Ontology annotation, cellular component: extracellular region. The record is from RefSeq and is a predicted model, not a curated record. Gene Ontology annotation, biological process: plant-type cell wall organization.
CUGCUUAAAGUGUGUGUUAGUUGUAAGACUAUUAACGGUGGCUAAUACUCCCACCAAAGUUCUAUAAAUUCCUCCACACCCCUGCCCAUUUUCUUCACUCAAUCGUCUUACAUUACCCCCAGCUUUCUUCCUCUCUUUAUUUUUCUUCAAGGAAAAUGGCAUUCUUUGGGAUUUUCUUUCUGGGUUUUCUUGCAAUGGUCUCAUCUGUCAAUGGGUAUGGUGGUGGUGGAUGGAUUAAUGCUCAUGCAACCUUUUAUGGAGGUGGUGAUGCUUCAGGCACAAUGGGUGGGGCUUGUGGUUAUGGGAAUUUAUAUAGUGAAGGUUAUGGAACGAACACUGCUGCUUUAAGCACAGCUCUGUUUAACAGUGGGUUAAGCUGUGGAUCUUGUUUUGAAAUUAGAUGUGUUAAUGACCGAAAAUGGUGCCUUCCUGGCUCCAUUGUGGUCACUGCCACAAAUUUCUGCCCUCCAAACAAUGCCUUACCCAACAACGCCGGCGGCUGGUGCAACCCUCCUCUCCACCAUUUUGACCUUUCUCAGCCUGUCUUCCAACACAUUGCCCAAUACAGAGCUGGCAUUGUUCCUGUGGCCUACAGAAGGGUACCCUGUAGAAGAAGAGGAGGCAUAAGGUUUACAAUCAAUGGACACUCUUACUUCAACUUGGUACUAAUCACAAACGUUGGUGGAGCUGGUGAUGUACAUGCUGUAGCCAUCAAAGGGUCCAGAACCGGUUGGCAGUCGAUGUCAAGAAACUGGGGGCAAAAUUGGCAAAGCAACAAUUAUCUCAAUGGUCAAGCCCUUUCAUUUAAGGUCACUACUAGUGAUGGUCGCAGUGUGGUGUCCUACAAUGUUGCUCCUCCUAGCUGGUCCUUCGGGCAGACCUACUCUGGUGCUCAAUUCCGUUAGGGCUACAUGUCCUUCACCAGAAAACCAAAGAAUAUAAUAAGUAUGUUAGGUCUUUACUCUAUGUUGUUAUAAUCUUAUAAUAUAUACUGGGUUAUCAAAAGUAGUAUUAGUAAUUAGUGUGUGACUUUAGUAUACUAGGGUAUGUUAGUAAUAUACAGUCUGUCUGGAAGGUUAAGAGGUCAAAAUGGGAAAAGGGCUUUAUUUUAAGGUGCCCUUAAUAUCUCAUUUUGAGGAAUUGUAUGGGAUGUCCUAUAGGCGGAGGGACCUUUUUUUUAUUAGUGUUAAGGGUCUUCUCAUUUUUUCUUCUGCUAUGAAAAUGGCAGAAAGAAGGGCAGAGGUGGACUAUUACCACCCGCCACUAGUACUUGAAUAGAAAAUUUUUUUUUUCUUACUUUGGCUUCCCAUUGUUGGGGAGAUAAUAUUUGUAAUCAACUUUGGGUCCAUUAUGCCCUUUGUUGUCUAUGCUUGAAGUUUGAUUAACUAUGUGAGUAAAUUGUAAAUUUCGUAUUUCCAUCUACUAUUAAUGGAAAUUAAAAGAAUUUCUAUCUAUUAUUAAA